GGGGCCUGGGGGCCGUGGCCUGUGUGGCCUGAGCCCCGACUCUGGGCCUGAGCCCUGUUUUCCCGGCGGUUUCCAUCGAGAGCCUUUUGUUUCCGCGGGUGGUUGGAGGCCGAGGCGUUGCCAAGGUCUCCGGUGGAGCCCUAAGAGGGGGGGUGAACCCAGAGCUGCUGGGGAAGAUGAGUUUGGGGACGGUUCGGGUGGCGGGACGGAAGGAAAGAAAGCGACGUCGCGGUGGGGUUUGCCUGGGGACAGCGGCAGCUCCUGCCUCGGCGCUGUGGUGGUGGGAGGGGAUGCAAAGGGGUGAAGCGGGGAGCGUGCUGCCCCCCCCGGGCUGGGACGGGGGCUCAGCUCUCCGUGCGCCCUCCGGGAGGGCACCGCUGCUUCUGGGCACAACUGGGGAGCGCUUGGUGGGGGAGGGAUCGCUCCGGAGCUGCCCGGUUGCCGAGGCUGGGUGAGCGGAACCCCCUGGGCUCAGCAGGAGGGGCUGUUCUGGGCUCCGUUACCAGCCAUGAUGUGUAUGGGGUGAAGGAGCGGGGCUUUUCUCAGCUGCCUUACUUGCCCGUUGGCCUUUAAAUGUGGCCCAUAAAUGGGGCAGCAGGACGUGGGAUGGCAGGGGCGUUAGGUCAGAGCAGUGAGGAGGCGGGUGCUGGUGCUGGGCACUGUGAGGAGUUCACCUGGAGCCUCUCCAGGACUCACAUUCAGGUUUUUUUUUGGCAUGUGAAAAUACAGAGGAAGGUUUUUUUUGUCCCAUUUGGAAACGGUUACAGCUCGGUGUGCCGGCGUUCGUAGGAGACAGCUGGGAGCAGAGCGUGUGGUUUCCUUGCCGUGCGAGGCUGGAAAGUGCCUUCACUUCUCCGUCUGCACUGUGCUUCCAGGGCCCCUUCUCUCUGCUUGAGGAUGAAGAGCACCCGCAGCAGCUCCUCCUUCCAGGGCACUGGUUCUGGCGGCGUGGAGCUGAGCCUGACCGGGCUCCCCGCACCAGUCUCGCGGCGCCCCAGCAGUGCCUCUCCUGCCAAGCACAUGGCACGUUCCAUCUCCGUCACCGCUGAUGGCAAACCGAAGAGGAACGCUCCUGAAGACGGGGGAUCCCGGGCGAUGAACAACCUCCGGCGGUCCAACAGCACCACCCAGGUUAACCAGCGGGUGAACAGCGCGCGCAGCUCGGAGCAGACAGGAGACUUCCUGACCUUCUUUGAGAGCGGUUCUGGGGGAAGAAAGAAAGUGGCGAGUCUGAGCAAAACCUCCCCGGAAAAGAAAACCACGUGGAACAUCUUGGAUGAUCAGCCACGAGCGUUCCCGGGCCCCGCCGGCUCCCGCGGCGUCGAGCCACCAGUGGGCAUGAGGAGGAAAGAAGCCACCGUGCUCCUGGCAGCCAACUUCACCGCCAACAACAGGAGCAACAAGGGCGCGAUGGGCAACUGUGUCACCACCAUGGUGCACAACAACUACUCCACUGCCGAGAAGGGUCCUGCGCCCAAAAGCUCCAACCAGGCACCCAGUUCCCUCAACAAUGUCGUCAAACCGACCUCAAAUGAGGAUGGUGAAAGCAGCAGCUUCAGCUUCGUCAAGUCGCAGAAGAAUUUCUCCAGCAACAACAUCAUGACCCGCAACAACAACAGCAGCCUGCCCCGGAGGAAGGAGGUGACCGAGGAGGAGGCAGAGAGGUUCAUCCAGCAGGUGAACUUGGCCGCCGUGACCAUCCAGCGCUGGUACCGCCGCCACUCGCAGCGGCACAGGGCGGCAGCAGCGGCUCUGGGGCGGUUGUUGGCUUCCAAACGGGAGGAAAGGCAGCAGCAGAUGGAGGAAGGGAAUAUCCUGGAUUUACGCGAGAGGAAGGACAAGGAACGCCAGAAGAUCCGAGAGGAGAAGGCGCGCCUGGCCAGGCGCGCUGCCAUCCAGGAACUGCACCAGAAAAGGGCCCAAAAGGCUUUGGACGCAAAGCGCUUGGCAGAAGAAGAGCUCGCGCUGGUGAAGGAGAGCAGAAGGGUAGCAAAGAAGAAAUCUGCCAAACCUGCUUCUGCAAGGAACGUCAGUCCCGCCAGCAGCGUCACCAAAGCAAAUAACGCUGAGGCCAAUUUCCACUCGGUACCUGCAGAGCCAGAAGAAAGCGGCCUCGCAGACCUCGGCUCCGCGCCCUCGCGGGACCCCGGGGCAGAGGACAAGCUGCAGGAUGUGAGCUCCAGAGAGACGGGCGGCGAGGAUCUGGAGACGGUGGUGACUGCUGUCAGCAGGGCUCAGUCCAAGGUCACGCUCAAUGAGCUGCUGGACACGCUCAGGCUCUUGGAGGAAGAGCCAGAGCUGUUGCCCCCGCCGAAGCUCUUCAAGAAGGACAGAUAUGCCUGGAUUGACGGGCAGGAGCCCAGCUCCAAUUCCUUAACUGCUGACAACUUGGAGAAGUUUGGGAAGCUGAAUCACUCCCCGGGGGUCCCUGAGGAUGGGGCCCUGCUCUCGGAGGCCAAACUCCAAAGCAUCAUCAGCUUCCUGGAUGAGAUGGAGAAGUCGGAACAGGAGAGGCCCAGGUCAGCUGCCUCGGCCACGCAGCGGGAGGGUCUACUCUCGGAGGAGGAGCUGGCUCACUUGGAGCAGGCCUCAGCUGUUGCCACGGAGGUCACAAGCUCCAUCAUGAGGCUGAAGCUGGAAGUGGAGGAGAAGAAGCGAGCCAUCAGCCUGCUGCAAACAGCCCUGGCUCAGCAGAGGGAACUGACUGUCCGACACGUCAAUCAGACCGAGAAGGAGCUCGGCCACCAGCUCAGACUACAGAGGGAACAGUAUGAGGCAGCUAUCCAGAGGCAUCUGGCCUUCAUCGACCAGCUCAUUGAUGAUAAGAAGGUGCUGAGCGAGAAGUGUGAGGCUGUGGUAGCUGAGCUCAAACAAGUGGACCAGAAGUACGGCAAGAAGAUCACGCAGAUGCAGGAGCAGCACGAGCUGGUCUGGCGCACUUUGGGCCCCUUUUGCGAGGAGAUCAAGAAACUGAAGGAACUGAUGAGUGCAACCGAGAAAAUCAGGCGGGAGAAGUGGAUUGAUGAGAAAACUAAAAAGAUCAAAGAAAUCACUGUGAAAGGGCUGGAGCCAGAGAUCCAGAAGCUCAUUGCCAAGCACAGGCAGGACAUCAAGAAGCUGAAGAUGCUGCACGAGGCCGAGCUGCUGCAGUCGGACGAGCGGGCUGCCCAGCGCUACGGCCGGCAAGCGGAGGAGCUGCGGGGCCUGCUGGAGCGGGAGAAGGAGGAGCAGAGCCAGCGGGAGAGGGAGCGGGCCCGGCAGCGGUGUGAGCAGCAGCUGGAGCAGGAGGAGCAGGCAUUGCAGCAGCAGCGGCGCCGGCUCUACGCCGAGGUGGCUGAGGAGAAGGAGCGGCUCAGCCAGCAAGCGGCCAGGCAGAGAGCGGAGGCGGAGGAGCUGCGGCGGCAGCUGGAGGCGAGCAGCUCGGCCGUCACCAGGGCGCUGAAGGAGGAGUACGCGAAGGAGAGGGAGGAGCAGGAGAGGAGGCAUCAGGCAGAAGUGAAGGUGCUGAAGGACCGGCUGGAGAUCGAGAAGCAGGCCUGGGAGGCGAACUACGUGAAGAAGGAGGAAGCCUGGCUGCUCACCCGGGAACGGGAGCUGCGGGAGGAGGCGAGGAAGGAAAGAGACAAAGAGAUCGAGUUGGUGAUCCAGCGCCUGGAGGCCGACAUGUCCUUGGCCAAGGAGGAGUGCGAGAGGGCAGCAGAGAACAGGAUUAAGAGGAUCCGAGACAAGUACGAGGUAGAGCUCCAGGAGCUGGAGAGGUCUGAGCGGAAGCUGCAGGAGCGCUGCAACGAGCUGAAGGGGCGGCUGGCAGAGCUGGAAGGGGAGAGCAUUCGUCUGCAGGGGCUGCUGAAGCACAAGGAGCAGGAGGUGGAGGAGAUCCAGAAGGUGAAGGACCAGCUGGCCCAGGAGCGGAGCAGCCUGGCUGAGGUGAUCCGGCAGGAGUUUGCCGACAGGCUGGUGGGGACGGAAGAGGAGAACAAGCGGCUCAAGGCGGAGAUGGCGGAGAUGAGAGCCCGGCAGCGCCUGGAGCUGGACAGGGUAGUGCGGGAGAAGGACAAAGAGCUGGAGGAGCUUCACAGGAGGGUGAAGACGGCAGUGGUGAGGAAGGAGGAGAGUGUGAGCAGCCUUCGGAAGCAGUACGAGGCGGCUGUGCAGAGAGCCAACCGCCUCGAAGCCCUCCUGGAGCAACAGCGAAAGCAGCUGCUGGUCACCAAAUGACCCCUCGCCGACGGGUAGGGCUUGGGGGUGCUCUGGGGUGCCCACUGGACCCACGUUUGGGGGGAGCGGGCGCCUGGGGCUGGGCUUGGGCUCUCCCUCCCCUCCCUCCACCUUCAGUUUUCACAGCCUGGUCCUGGCGCUGUGGCCGUGAGCCCGCCCGGGGCAGCCUUGGGGUGUUCGGGGGUUGUUUUAACAGUAAAUCUGUUGGU
Messenger RNA from Athene cunicularia (burrowing owl), 4427 nucleotides. RefSeq names its product centrosomal protein 131 (gene CEP131). The record is from RefSeq and is a predicted model, not a curated record. Bases 898 to 4218 code for a protein of 1106 amino acids. The transcript is spliced from 26 exons. Gene Ontology annotation, biological process: regulation of centrosome duplication; intraciliary transport involved in cilium assembly; cilium assembly. Gene Ontology annotation, cellular component: centriolar satellite. Lineage: Eukaryota; Metazoa; Chordata; Aves; Strigiformes; Strigidae.